This is a messenger RNA of Cuscuta epithymum, 5600 nucleotides long. The record is from the annotation of a GenBank genome assembly. Lineage: Eukaryota; Viridiplantae; Streptophyta; Magnoliopsida; Solanales; Convolvulaceae.
CAUAUUUUAAGUUUCUCUAGCUAAUUCGAUUCCUUUCCGUACAAUAUUAUAAGUUCUCCCGUGACUCAUCAUACUAACGUACAACAGUGAAGAGGUAAUGGAAUACAUAAUUUAAUUAUAUGCUUGGAAUUGUUCAUUACAUUAAUAUAACAGUCACUUAAACAUAUUCAUUAACUGUAUACUUCGUAUAUAAUACUCCGUAUGGAAUAUUACGUUUGAUGAAAACCAUCUCAGAGAUAUACGGAGUAUAAUGGAUAUGUAUUUUAUUUAUGAUGUACACUAUCAGGUAUGUAUUCCAGUUUUACAAUGAGGGGAUGUCAUUAGGGUUAUUAAUGAGGGACCGUGGCUUUUUAUCAGAACCUAAUUGUUAUGAGUGGGCUUAAAGAGGGCAAUAUUCCUUUGUCUGUCCCUCUGAAUAAAGAUGAUUUUUGGGUUCAAGUUCAUGAUAUCCGAGUGGGAUAUUUCACUGUUGAGAAUGCGGAACGUAUUGGGAAUUUUUGGGGACUUUUAUAAAAGUUGAUGAAAAUAAUUUCUCUGAGAAUUGGGAAUCUUUUAUGAGAAUUCGUGUUUGUAUUGAUCUGGCAAAAUCGUUGAAAAGGAAAUUGUUUUUGCAAAAAAAAAAGAGGAAGGAGUUAAUUUUCCGAGUCAGAUUUUGCUACGAGAAACUGCCUAGUUUCUGCUUUUUGUGUGGAAUAAUAGCCCCCCGCGUAAGCGAAGGGGUUACGAAGUAACGAACAAGAGGCCAUUCGGGCCUUGGCUUUGAGCUGCAAAAGGGGCAAAGCAAUGGAGGGAGAACAAAAUGGCUUGUUACAGCAGGGAAAGGAAUCAGUUAUGAUAGCAAGGCUACCAGUGGAAAUAGAGAAGAGGGCAUGCGACUAGGUACUGUGGAAGGUGGGCUCUCGAUCAUCACAUGAGAGAUGGCAUAUUGAGCAGAAGCGUAGGCGCGUGAAGGACUCAGGAGAUUACCAAAUAGGAUGUCAGAAGAGAUGGAGCUAGUUCAUGCCAGGCAUCAGGGGCGGCCCUAGGGGGGGCAGGUGGGGCAGUGGCCCUAGGCCCAAAAAAAAUGAAAAUUUUUUAGGCCCAAUAUUAUUUCUUUAUAGUAUGUUUGAGUAGGCUGAGUUUUAACCCAAAAUUAAUAAUUUUUAUAGUAUAAGCAGCCCAAAAAAAGAGAAAGGCCCAAAUUGAAGAAAAAAACAGAGUACCUAAUGAACUAAUGUGCAGCCCUGGUUACGUAUUUACUUUCCCGUUUUCAUCCCAAGCGGCCAAGCCUCAUCUGAAACUCACGCCUCACGUAGUCACGUAGACGGGCAGACAGCCAGACACGCAGUCAAGCACCGACACACGAGUAGUCAACUGUCAACGACGGACGCCGGUCGACGCACUCCGGCCUUCGGCUUCGGCGUUUCAGGCUUCAGGCCAGGGGCGGCCCUAGGGGGGGGCAGGUGGGGCAGUGGCCCUAGGCCCAAAAAAAAUGAAAUUUUUUUAGGCCCAAUAUUAUUUCUUUAUAGUAUGUUUGAGUAGGCUGAGUUUUAACCCAAAAUUAAUAAUUUUUAUAGUAUAAGCAGCCCAAAAAAAGAGAAAGGUCCAAAUUGAAGAAAAAAACAGAGUACCUAAUGAACUAAUGUGCAGCCCUGGUUACGUAUUUACUUUCCCGUUUUCAUCCCAAGCGGCCAAGCCUCAUCUGAAACUCACGCCUCACGUAGUCACGUAGACGGGCAGACAGCCAGACACGCAGUCAAGCACCGACACACGAGUAGUCAACUGUCAACGACGGACGCCGGUCGCCGCACUCCGGCCUUCGGCUUCGGCGUUUCAGGCUUCAGGCCUUCAGCAGUUCAGCGACGCUAGACUGCCCCUGUUCGGCGUCCACAAGACCACAACGGCCAGCGGGUUAGCAGCACAUCAGGUACGCCAUACGCCGUCAUAUGCCUUCUGCCCUUCCAAACUUGAUUUCUGAGUAGUACGAACAUAUAUAAAUGAUUGAUUGAUUGUGUUAUUUUGUAUUUGUGUAAUUGUGUUAUUUUAAUUAAAUUAUGUUUAUAAUUUAUAAUUUAUAAAUGAUUAAUUGAUUAAUGAUUAUGAAUAGUUGAUAAAUAAUUGGAUGCUUUGUUAGAUGUUAAUCACCUAAUUAUACCUAUCCAGUCAUUUGAGUGUAAGAGUGUUGGUGUUAUUAUUUGUUCAUUUUUGUUAGGUAAUAGUUUUCAAUUAUAAUUAAAUUUAUAAACUUAACUAAUUUCAAGGUUUGAUAAAAAUGGUUGAAUCCGGAUGGGAUAAACUAUCGAGGAAAAGAAGAUUAGAAAAUGCUGCCCUAAGUCAAAAAGGUGCAAUGGAAAAGUUUGUUUUUACGAAGAAGAAAAAAUCUGAAGGUCCUUCUGAAGAUAAGAAUUUAGGGGAGAAGAAUGAUUCAGCUAACGAAAGCGAAACAGUUCAUAAUGAUCAAGUCGUGCGAAGUGAGAAUUUAGGAGUUGAUAACAUUGGUGGUGAGCAACCGAAAAAUGAUUUGGAUAGAUCAAAUGUAGUACCUCCAAUUGUUGGUCCUUUGGUUUUGGAUAUUUAUGACCCUGCUGAUUGGAAGAAUUUAGAUGCCAAAACCAUAGACAUUGUAAUUGAAAAAGGCCCUAUAAGAGAUAUGCAACUCGAUUAUCCUCUUGAUGCUAAGGGUAGACAUUUUUCCAAUGCGUACUACACUAGAAACAUGAAAAAUAAAGAAAGUGAAGAUAGGCCGUGGUUGGUGUACUCAAAAAAGGUGGAUAAAGUGUUUUGUUUUUGUUGCAAGUUGUUCAAAACAAAAGAGGGGCCUAGUCUUUUAGCUAAUGAAGGGUCAAAUGAUUGGAAACAUUUGAGUGAGAAACUUUCUAGUCAUGAAAAAAGUUUUCUACACUUUGGUUAUGUGCAAAAAUGGAUUGAUAUGAAGAUGAGAUUGGCAAAAGGAAAAACUAUCGAUUUUGCUAUUCAAGAAAAACUUGCCAAAGAGAAGCAACAUUGGAGAGAUGUUCUUAAGAGAAUAAUUGCUUUAGUUAAGACUCUUGCAAAAAAAUCCAUUGCUUUUCGUGGAAAAUCUGAGAAAAUAUAUGAAGAAAACAAUGGAAAUUUUUUAGCUAUCAUUGAGAUGCUUGCUGAGUUUGAUCCGGUUAUGCAAGAGCAUUUGAGACGUAUUCAAUCUAAAGAGAUUCAUUAUCAUUAUCUUAGUCACAAAAUUCAGAAUGAAUUGAUUUCGAAGUUAGCUUCCGGUGUUAAAAGUGCAAUUAUUACACAGAUCAAAGCUGCUAAGUAUUUUUCAAUCAUUCUUGAUUGCACACCCGAUUCCAGUCACAAAGAGCAAAUGACUUUGAUAGUAAGGUGUGUGGAUAUGUCAUCAAACACACCUCAAGUUUUGGAAUUUUUCUUAGAGUUUAUCGAAGUGCUUGAUACAUCUGGGUUAGGGCUCUUUACUGAAUUAGAGAGUAUUUUGGCUUUAUGCGAACUUGACAUUGAUGAUGUACGUGGACAAGGAUAUGAUAAUGGCUCUAACAUGAAAGGCAAGCAUCAAGGUGUUCAAAGAAGAUUGCUUGACAUUAAUCGAAGAGCUUUUUACAUGCCGUGUGCUUGUCAUAGUCUUAAUUUAACCAUUUCAGAUAUGGUAAAUUCUUGUUCUAGAGCUAUUACAUUUUUUGGAUGUGUUCAAAAAUUGUAUACAUUGUUUUCUGGUUCAACAAAAAGAUGGGCAAUUUUGAAAGAAUGUGUACAUGGUUUUACUUUGAAAUCAUUGUCCACCACACGUUGGGAGUGCCGCCUAGAAAGUGUGAAAGCAAUUGCAACCCAAACCCCUCAAAUAAGAGAAGCUUUGAUUGAAUUGGGAAAAGAUUGUCCUGAUUAUUCGUCAAAAAGUGAUGUUAAAAGUGUACUCAAACAGCUAGAGAAAUUUGAGUUCUUACUGGGAAUGACAAUAUGGUAUGAAGUUUUGCGCCCGAUUAAUCAGGUUAGCAAAUUGUUACAAAGUGAAGAUAUGUGCAUUGAUACUUGUGUGAUGAAUAUGAAUGAUUUGAUUAUUCAUUUAAACAAGUAUAGAGAAGAAGGGUUUGAAGCUGCUUUGAACACCGCAACAAGCAUUGCUCUUGACAUGGGAUUGGAACCUGGAUUUCCUAAGAAACGAUUGACGCGUAGAAAAAAGUAUUUUGAUGAAGACAAUGAAGAAGAUGAUGAAGAUAAGUCUCCAGAAGAUUCUUUUAAGUGUUUUUAUUUCAAUGUUGUGAUGGAUGCCGCUUUGAUGUCUUUGCAAACUAGAUUUGAUCAGAUGAAAGAGUUUCAGCGUAUAUUUGGCUUUCUGUUUAGCUCAAGGAACUUGAAAUCGUUGGUUCAUGAUAAACUGAAAGAAUGCUGUGAGAUACUUGCGGAUGCUUUGCAGGAUGGUGAUAAAGAAGAUGUUGAUAGGGAUGAUCUCUUUCAAGAAUUGAAAAUGUUGCAAAACGUUUUACCGGAUGACAAAGACACUGUCAUUCAAAUUCUUGAUUUUGUGAAGAUUAUGGGCUGCUAUCCAAACACAACAAUUGCUUAUAGGAUACUAUUGACAGUACCGGUAACUGUGGCCACUGCUGAAAGAAGUUUUUCAAAGUUGAAGAUUCUCAAAAAUUAUCUGCGAUCAACAAUGUCACAAGAAAGGCUUAAUGGAUUAGCUAUAUUAAGCAUUGAGCAUAAUGUGUUAGAAAAGCUUGAUUAUGACGCUAUAGUUGACGACUUUGCUUCACAGUGUUCAGCAAGGAAUGUAUUUAAGUAAUUUUCAUUUGGUUAUUUUGAAAACAUGAUAUGACUAUGAUUAAUUUAACAAAUUCUAGUAUUUUCUUUAUUAUAAAAGUAUUCAAAUAUUAUUAUUUUGCAUUCUAGUUUAGAUAGAAACGUGAUUUACAAUUUUUUUUAGAAUUAGGCCCAUUUUAUAUUGUUCGCCCCUAGGCCUUCAAAUGUACAGGACCGCCCCUGCUUCAGGCCUUCAGCAGUUCAGCGACGCUAGACUGCCCCUGUUCGGCGUCCACAAGACCACAACGGCCAGCGGGUUAGCAGCACAUCAGUAAGUGAUUGCCAAGUAAAACACACCUAGCACAACUUUCCCGGAGUUCAUCUCUAAUCUUCCCUAAAUAGAGGUAAAUAUUAAUUUUAUAUCCCUAAUAUCCUAUUCGAUCUAAUUAAAUAAUUGCCCCUUAAUUAGUUCCAAUCCCUUGGACAAUUGAAUCAGUCUAUUGUGGUGGGUUAGUUCGUUGGUGGUGGGAUAGAUCAGUGGCGGAGCUUCGACGACUGGCGACGGUGGCAAGAGAACAUGGCCAAAAAACUGGACUUUUUUACCCCGUUGAAACUCCGGUGAUCAGUGGUGGCAGCACUGCAGCAGGAUUCGGGAGGUUGGCGGCAGCAGCAGGUGACACUGUAGUAGGCAGUUACUUUACCAAAUUGCUUGCAUACUUCUGGUAAAGAUAUAGUUACUUUACCAAAUUUCUUGUAUACUUCAUACAUUAAUGUAAUGAAACAAUUGUAAUUUCACUUAAGGUCAUAAGCUGUAUAAUUCAGGCUGUAGCCUUCAAGAGGUUUAUCAUUUCUUAAGAAACACUUAUGUGAUUUUUGUUUUAAAAACAAAU